Eleginops maclovinus (Patagonian blennie) is the source of this 2664-nucleotide messenger RNA. RefSeq names its product F-box/LRR-repeat protein 14-like. Gene Ontology annotation, cellular component: SCF ubiquitin ligase complex. NCBI's taxonomy places the organism in Eukaryota, Metazoa, Chordata, Actinopteri, Perciformes, Eleginopidae. Gene Ontology annotation, biological process: SCF-dependent proteasomal ubiquitin-dependent protein catabolic process. Gene Ontology annotation, molecular function: protein binding. The transcript has a single exon. Bases 634 to 1845 code for a protein of 403 amino acids. The record is from RefSeq and is a predicted model, not a curated record.
CGCUGAGAGCGAACAGAGAGCUGGUUUGGUUAUUCAUUGUAGCGAUCCGGGAUACGUACGCCGCUGCUGGAAAUGUCUCAGACGGUAAAGGAGCCUGGCAGUUACCGUUGUACGAGGAAAAAAGCUUCGUGGAUGAAAGUUUCUAAAGACUAAAAAGUUAUUGGAUACGCAUUGCGAUGACCAGGAGUAGCCGAUAACUUGUUUUCAACGGAUUGGACGGGAAUGUUGCUCGGCUUUUCACAAGUUUACACAGCUAACGCUACGCCGACGUUUGCUAACGUUAGCGCAACAGCGUUAGCCUAGCAUCGUUAGCCUAGCCUGCUAAGUAAAUAUUACGACUGCCUUUCGGAGUUUCCUGCAUCCACGUUAUCACCACAAUCUAUGGUGUUGAUUUUAUACCAUCGUGUUAUGUAAUAGCAAGUAAUAAUAGUUAGGUUCGCCCCUACAAGAUGGGUGGCUUCUGUUACGUUACACACAAAGCUAAGUGGCUAUAGUUAGCCUGUAUGCUAGCUGACAUUAGCUAACGCUGCCGAGCGAGCCAGCAACUUCGGCAGAAGAGUUUCGGUGAGCUAACCACGACAGUAUUGUCGUCCACAGUCAACCUCUGUUGCUAAACGCAGCCAUCCUGCAGUCAUGUUUGAAAUGGAGACCCAUAUAUCGUGCCUUUUCCCGGAGAUCCUGGCCAUUAUUUUCAGUUAUCUGGACGUUAAAGACAAAGGGAGAGUAGCUCAAGUGUGCGCGGCCUGGAGGGACGCGUCGUACCACAAGUCGGUGUGGAGGGGGGUGGAAGCCAAGCUCCAUCUGCGGAGAGCUAACCCGUCUCUGUUCCCCAGCCUGCAGACUAGGGGGAUCAAAAAAGUUCAAAUUCUCAGCUUAAGGCGAAGUCUGAGCUACGUGAUUCAAGGGAUGCCGCACAUUGAAAGCCUUAACCUGUGUGGGUGUUUUAACCUCACAGACAACGGACUCGGACAUGCCUUUGUGCAGGACAUCCCAUCCCUGCGGGUGCUGAACCUCAGCCUUUGUAAACAGAUCACUGACUCCAGCCUGGGUAGGAUUGCCCAGUACCUCAAAAACCUGGAGGUGCUUGAACUCGGGGGAUGCAGCAAUAUCACAAACACCGGCCUGUUGCUCAUUGCCUGGGGCUUGCACAGACUCAAGAGCCUUAACCUGCGCAGCUGCAGGCAUGUGUCCGACGUGGGCAUCGGUCACCUGUCUGGCAUGACCCGCAGCGCUGCAGAGGGCUGCCUGUCCCUGGAGAAGUUAACCUUGCAAGACUGCCAGAAGCUGACUGACCUUUCUCUCAAACAUGUUUCAAAGGGUCUGAACAAACUCAAAGUGCUCAACCUCAGCUUCUGCGGAGGGAUAUCAGAUGCAGGGAUGAUCCACCUGUCACACAUGACCCAUCUAUGCAGCUUGAACCUGCGGUCAUGUGAUAAUAUCAGUGACACAGGUAUAAUGCAUCUGGCCAUGGGCUCCCUCCGGCUCUCUGGACUUGAUGUCUCCUUUUGUGACAAGAUCGGAGACCAGAGCAUGGCUUACAUCGCCCAGGGCUUGUAUCAGCUCAAAUCCCUCUCUCUUUGCUCCUGCCACAUCAGUGAUGAUGGCAUUAACAGGAUGGUACGCCAGAUGCAUGAACUCAAGACUCUCAACAUUGGACAGUGUGUGAGGAUCACAGACAAAGGGUUGGAGUUGAUAGCUGACCACCUCACCCAGCUGACAGGGAUUGAUCUGUAUGGGUGUACAAAGAUCACCAAGAGGGGUCUGGAGAGGAUAACACAACUCCCGUGCCUUAAAGUGUUAAACUUGGGACUGUGGCAGAUGACUGAGAGUGAGAGAGUGAGGUGAAAUCUCUCAUUCAGUAUACAUGUGUUUCGUUGUGUAUAGUGCGCAGUUAUGUACUGAGAGGGACUGCCUGUAUUCAUUCUUAAUUUUUUAACUUCAAUACUGUGAGUAAAAACAAGGAGAGGGGCUCUGCAUUGAUCACUGGAAUAUUGUUCACCUUCCUGCAAUACUCCGCUCUUAGUUUCAGUCUGGCACUCUCUUCUAAUGUGCAUUGUUUAAUCUCAGCCUGUGUACAGUUCCUAAUAUCUAGCUACCUCACCCAUCAAACACAGGAGUGCCUACUAUUGCUGAAUAAUAGAUUACAUUGCGUAUUUUUGUGACUCACCUUCCAAUGGAGAUUUAAAUAUUUUAAAAAAUCUCAUUGCAGAAAAAUAGCUAGGCAUUUUAACUCUUAACAGAAAGGCAAAUUUUGAUAGAAUUGUUUUUUUGGCUGAUGUAUUUUUUACUUGUGUAACCAAUAUUUUUUCUAUUGAGUGACUCUUGACAACAUUGUACUUCAAAUUGAAGUGGAUGGAUCACUCCCUGUCUCUUUGUUUACCUGUGUAUAGUUGGCUAUGUUUCAUAUUCCUGAGGAAAUAAGUAUGUACCAGAUGUUCCAGUAUGCGACUGUCAAAGGUUCAUCAACAUAACUACAGUAAGGCGUAGUAAGUAACAGCUGCCAAGGCUAUAUGCAAUACCUUAAAACUGUUUUAUCAGUGGUUUUCUCCUGAGGAGCUUCCAACGAUAGUGUCAGAGUAUUUGUUUAAAAAAAGCAGUAAUUUAAGAUUGUUUUAUAUUCAUACAGUAGUGAUAUUUAUGAAUAAAGAUGGCAAAUAUGUUUCA